CACACGCGAUUUUGCUACAUUUGUUUACUUUUUUUGUUAUAACAUCAAGUUAUGCAUAUAUUCUGUAUACAAAUCAUUAUGAAUGCACUUACUUUAAGAUGACAGUGGCACUGCUGAUAUGUCGUCGUUUAUGUGGUCAAUACUUUUGUAUGGGGCCCGAAAGUGUGCCCUACGGAAGUUUUGUUUUAUGUUUGUUGUUAUCUGUACAACCCUUAUUAUAGCUGUGGUCCUGAUUCUAUGGAGCUUACAUUGCUCAAAUUCAGAAGCUCGGGCUAUAAUAAGAGAUCUGUGUUUUCAUCAUCAGCGCGGGGCAGUAUUGGGGAGCAUGUGUGUUAACAUCUGCGAAAAGCCCAAUUUCAUCUUCAAACGCUGCAUGAAUUACAAUGAAGGUAAACAAGUUUAUCACGUGAAGUUGAAUGACAAUGACAUUGUCUUGAAGUCGGAACGACGCAGCUUUUACAACUUCCCCACUCUUGGCUACGAUCUUCCUAAUGGCAGCCACAUCUUUCCUUCCCUGCAGGAGUUUUCCCGAAUUGUCCGUGAAUCUUUGUGGCUCAACGCAAGGUUCAAUUUCUCUCACAUCAGUGACACUACCGCCCUUAAUAGCAUCUGGUCAAUGCAGUUUCAGCAGUUUGUAGGAAGUAGCGAAAGUUUGCACGCAGCGAUGCUGAGCUUAUGGUCGCUACUUCAACAGGACGAGUACGUGAUGCUGGUCAGACUGCUGCAUAACACGCACUUCCCACACGUUCUGGGUACCUGUGGGCAUUUCUACGCCAUCGAUUACAUUCCCUCCGAUGCGAUUCUCAGUCCGCGGCUCGUGACGGGCGGCGACGACUGGUCGUUGCGCGCGCACGUGGCCAGACAGUUCCUCGAGCUUGCCGCAUCUCUCGAUAGGGACUUCGGCGAGCGUGUGCACAUCUGUGACGUGAAGGCAGACAACUUUGGAUUGGGAGCUGAUCUCGGAGUGUACGUCAUCGAUGCCGACUCUGUGCUCGUAGACUCGAGGCUACGAGCAGAGUUUGCGUUCACGACGUCGAACGAGAAUUGUUCCUCGCACGAGGCCUGUUCAUUCUUCGACUGCUUGACUCUGUGCAACUUUGAGACAGGCUGGUGCCAGCCCCAGAGAAUCAAUAGUAACUUGCAGGUUAUUUGCAGAGACAUCUUUACUAGUCGAUUAAGCAAUGCACGCCGUGGCUUACUGAGGUCACCUCCGACUGCGAUAGCCAACAGGCUUGCAGUUAUUCUGAAAGAAUGUGUGAAUCUCAUAUCUGCUAGUAACGAGCAAGAGACAUAUAUUUACUCACAGCUAGACUCGCUGCUCAACGCAAAAGGAGCGCAACAACAUUGAGAUAAACCAUAAUUCAAUGGUAUCAGAUCUGUCACCUGGUCCAAGACAAUCAGUUGAUACUUAAAUAUCAUCAUCUGUGAUCAAGUAAAAUGGCAUAUCUAAAGUCAGAGGGAAUACACAUGAGGUAUUUCACAGGUUUUUGUCAUGAACCAGGCGUAAAACAUUGCUCGAAUGCAUGAGCAUCGUGUCUUUGUGUAUGUGUGUGCGUGCUUGCGUUCAAACAUAAACACUUCUUUUUGGUCAUAGGCGAGUUUCCUCUUGAUUUCAGGGUGUGUGUAGUCCUGUCUUAAAAACCUGUCUCCUGUUCUGCUGCUCGACUCCUAUACCCUCCCUCUUUCUCCAGUUUUCUUUUCAUUUUAUCUUCCUCGACUCUUACUUCCUAACUUUAUCUCGAUACUAUUGUAGUCUGUUCUGCUAUAACUACCCUGAUCAUUAUGCCCCUUUUGUCUGCAUAAUACCUAUAACAUAAAACUAUGUGAAAUAAAUGUGUAAUGUUCCGACGUGUGAGUCCAAUUUACGUUCACCAUCUCUGCUUCUAUGAACUAGUCAGAUAUAUGAGAAUAUGAAUAAAUCCAAAUAUACUUUACAGUUCUCGAUAAAGCACUAGUAUGAGAAGUACAGAGUUGCAUUAAUGUGUAUAUAAGCACUACUAUUAUAUAGCAGCAACUGUGGAAAUAUGUCACUGUAUACACUGUGCAUUUCAUACAAUCUUGCAGAUCAGACAAUGUCAGAGAAAUUUCAUAUACAAUCAUAGCAUGGUCUCUUAAAAUUAGUAAAUGUUUGAAAUGUAUGUCUUACAUAGCCAAUGUGUAUUCAUUGUAACAGGAGAGUAUAUUGUAGUCUAGUAUAUUAUUUUUACGUGACUACACGUGCACGUUGUGUUUUUGUACAAUAUAAGUGGUCAAUUGAUAAUAGCAGGGAAGUUUAGAAUUUAUGACAAUGAUAAAUAUGUAUUAAUUUUAUACAAAUAUUUUUAAUAAAACACUUAAUUCACAAAAACUAUUAUUGGCAUCUAACCUAAUAAUCUUUCCUAACUGAUUUCAUGUCGACAAUAUAUGACCUCUUUGGAAAUAUAUAUCUAACAAAUCUCACUCUUUCCAUAAGAGGAAACCUGCUGACAUUCGAAUCAUUGAAAGUCUGUCAUGAAGUUUACGAUUACUUAGCUAAUAUUUUAUGGUUAAUUCCAAUGGUUAUAAAUUCAAAACUUGACAGUGUAUUUUAUACAUAAUCUUAUGACAAUAGUAAAAUCAAUACCUGAGCAAAAAUUGGUCUAAACGGCACAUAUUUAUGAAGUAGCCAAAGGUAACACACUGCAACAGGUUAGUAGGAAAGAUAUCAAAUUGAAGUGCAUUAUAAUGAUUGUUAGGGCAAGGAACAAAAUACUAAAUCUAAUUAUAAAUUCCCAU
This is a messenger RNA of Priapulus caudatus, 2754 nucleotides long. Its product is annotated as protein FAM69C-like. Bases 119 to 1348 code for a protein of 409 amino acids. The transcript has 4 exons. Lineage: Eukaryota; Metazoa; Priapulida; Priapulimorpha; Priapulimorphida; Priapulidae. The record is from RefSeq and is a predicted model, not a curated record.